ACGCCAUUGAGAAGUAUGGGAUAACACACGCAGACCUUUGGCCUUACAUGUGGAAGGAUAUGAUACUUCAUGGUCCAAUAGUUGGGCAUGACCUGUCAAGACUAAAAGGGGGAUUGACGGGUUCUCAGGCAUUAGGCGUUGAAUCGGUGAAAUCAUUUACAGCACUUGUUCCUGAUUUCAUGAAUGUAUAUGGGUCAACAGAGACAAACAUGGUCACUGGAAACUUUAAAGACGAUCCUGCAAUGGAGAGGAGGUUGAAGUCCAUUGGAUUUCCACUUGCACGUGUAGAGGUAAAGCUUAUAGACGACCAACAUAACGUAGUUCCCAUUGGGGAACCCGGAGAGUUGUAUACGCGGUCACCCUCUAUCUUCAUUGAGUACAUGGGUGAACCUGAGAGAACGAGAAAAGUGAAGGAUGAAGACGGUUGGUACAGAACUGGUGAUGUUGCGAGAAUGGAUCAGAAUGGGUUCCUUUAUUUCAUUGGGCGAAAAGCUGAUAAUAUAAGAUUCAAGAAGAUGGGCGACAUUAUCUAUCCAGGCGUAAUUGAGGCCGCAGCUCAAAAGCACAACAAAGUAGCAGAGGCACAGUGUGUGGGCAUUAAGAAAGCUGAUGAUUGUAUGGGGGAUGACAUAUUUCUCUGUAUUAUCCUUAAACCAGGCGAGAAUAUGAAAGAGGAUGAAAUGGAAGAGCAUUGUCAGGUGGAACUGAUAAAGCGAGAUCAGCCGGACUA
This is a messenger RNA of Owenia fusiformis, 730 nucleotides long. NCBI's taxonomy places the organism in Eukaryota, Metazoa, Annelida, Polychaeta, Sabellida, Oweniidae. The record is from the annotation of a GenBank genome assembly.